ACUGAGCCUGCUGUGCCUCGUGUGUUCGCCGCUUCGCGCUGUGAAAGACGACGUUUUCUUGCCGAUAUCGUGGCGUGUACAUGGUUUUCCGCAAGGACUCACUACUGUCCCCAGUGACUCGUCGGGGAUGAGACGCAGCGCGACUGCCAUCCUCUUGUUCGCAGCCCUGGCCGUCGAGGCAGCAAGGGGCGAUUUUCCCCCAACGAUUCUCGACGAUGCCGGUCGACACAAGUCUCCGUUCUACAUGUUCUCGAAGCCCGAAGAAAGCAGGCCCUCCUGUGUCUUCGGCUCGAAUCACUCCAUAUCCCCGUUGAGAGUGAAUACAACCGGUCGACUGGCACAACUUCGUCAUCUUAUGAGCAAAGAGAACUUUCAAGGAUACAUCGUGCCUUCCGAGGAUGCCCACAAGAGUGAAUUCGUGCCGCCGCAUUACAAGAGGAGACAGUACCUCACCGGCUUUUCGGGAGACACGGGCACCGCGGUCGUGCUGCUGGACUUCGCCGCCGUGUGGGUGGAGAGCCGGUUCAUGCUGCAGGCCGAGGAGGAGCUCGACUGCAACUGGGUGCUCAUGAACGGCGGCCAGCCGGACGUGCCGGUCAUCGAGGAGUGGCUCAAGAGCAACCUGCGCGGGAGCUCGCGCGUCGGCGUCGACGCGCGCAUCGUGCCUUUCCAGGAGUACCGCAAGAUGGAAGAGAACCUCCAUCCGUUUGGCAUUGAGCUCGUUGGCGAACCGCGCCAUCUGGUGGACGAGAUAUGGACGCCCAUGGAAGGCAGGCCGUACGAGUCCAACAGCAGCAUCGUUGUUCACAGUGUGGAGUUUGCCGGUGAGAGCUGGCAGGACAAGGUUCGCAAAGUGCGCGAAUUUCUGAAGAAGUCCGGCAUUGACGCCAUUUUGAUAACGGACCUGGGAGAAAUCGCAUGGCUGUACAACAUGCGUGGCAAUGACGUGCCGUACACGCCUGUGUUUGAGGCCUUCGUUUUCCUGUCACAAGACGAACAAAGACUGUACGUGAGCGCACGAAAAUUGACGUCCGAGGUCCGAAAUUACCUUAUCAUGGAAGACUGCAACAACUGGGCUUGUGUCCAGUGGAGAGACUACAAGCUUGUUUACAACGAGAUGAACAUCAACGGAAACGCAGUGAACAGGCUGCUCGUAUCACCAUUCUGCAGUUAUGCAAUCUGCGGCCACAUUGACAUAGACAAGCUGGUUGUCAGUGAGGCCCCAAUAAAAAUGAUGAUGACUGUGAAGAACAACAUCGAACUGCGAGGACUACGAAAUGCUCACUUGAAAGACUCGAUCGUGUUUGUGACCAUGCUCGCGCACAUGGAGAGGGACUACUUGUCUAAAAAGCCGUGGACGGAAGCACGCGUCAUCUAUGAGCUGGAACGGCUGAGGAGCCACCAGCAGCAUUACCGGGGCGAGAGUUUCAGCAGCGUGGCGGCCGUGGGUCCCAACGCCGCGGUUCCCAGCCAUCACGCCCACAACGGGUCCGGAGGUUACAUCAGCAACGCCAGCCUGGUGCUCAUUGACUCCGGGGCGCAGUACCUUGACGGCACUACUGAUAUUGCGAGGACGAUUCAUUUCGGAGUACCGUCGGACUUCGAAAAAGAGGUCUACACGAGGGUACUCAUCGGCAUGAUCGACUUGUUCCUGACAAUUUUUCCUGAAGGAACCAAAGACGGAGCCCUGGACGUGGUGGCAAGGCGGUCCCUGUGGAGUGUCGGCCUCGACUUUCUGCAUGGUGUCAGCCACGGACUAGGCUCCUACAUGCUGGCUCACGAACAUCCUCCACUGAUUUCUCCGUUCAGUAAAGGAUAUCCGCUUUUAGCUGGAAUGAUCCUGUCGAACGAGCCGGGUUACUAUGAAGAAGAACGACUGGGAGUGCGUCUUGAAACGACGAUGCAGAUCACUCCGUUCAACACUACUUACAGGUUCAUGUCCCACAAGUUUUGCAAGUUUGAACCCAUCACGUUCGUGCCUUUCCAAGCGAGCCUGAUCAAGUGGGAGCUGCUGAACAAGGCGCAGCUGGACUGGCUGAACGACUACAACGCCCGCACCUUGGACGUCGUGGGCAGCGAGCUCAAGCGCAUGAAGAAGCACGACGCACUGUCCUGGCUGCAGGCGCGGACCUUCCGCGUCGAGAUGAAGAACGGCUCGAUGCCCGUGCUGCGCGCGGCCGGACACCACGGCCUGCUGGUGCACGACGGCCACGGCGGACACCACCACGCCGGACACACCGGCGGCCAAAGGUCUCCAGCAUCGCGGUCGAAGGGCUGGACGUCGGCGUCCGGCUCAUCCCAGCCGGGACGAGUGCUUCUCGCGCUGGCAUCGACGCUGCCCAGCCUCGCAAUGUUGCUGAGGCUGCCAGCGUGAGUUGGCAGCCGAUCAGCAAGUAUUGUGUGAGCGCUGGUGGUUCGGACGAGACACUGUACACGCCGGUGUUGUGAGAACGUGGAAAUCGGUGACAAACGAAGGAUGUUUGUGCAUGAAAAACCAAAAGAAAACUAGAAAGGACAUUUGUGCACAUUGCUGGAAAAGCGGACAGGCCGUUACUUCGCAUUCCCCACUGUUUGUCGCCGCUUGGUGCCCCCUUUUUUUUUUUUUUUCGUGAAAGUGGUCGGUCAUUGAACUGUUGUUUCCUUUACCGCUGUGUUUGGUAGAGUAAAGUUGUUGGAGAUGGA
Dermacentor albipictus is the source of this 2682-nucleotide messenger RNA. RefSeq lists its product as uncharacterized. Lineage: Eukaryota; Metazoa; Arthropoda; Arachnida; Ixodida; Ixodidae. The record is from RefSeq and is a predicted model, not a curated record.